AUGAAAAAUUCCCACAAUGCUGAACACAGAGGAAAAAACGAAGAGAAGGAUUAUGGAGUAAAGAAGUUGGUCACCCCUGAACCAUCUGUUAAAGAGUAUGGAGGAGCUCCAGGAGGACCAGCAUUCCCCGGACAAGCUCAAGAUCCUUUGUAUGGUUAUUUUGCUGCAGUAGCAGGGCAGGACGGACAAAUAGAUGCUGAUGAGCUACAGAGAUGUCUCACCCAGUCAGGGAUUGCAGGAGCAUAUAAACCUUUCAACUUAGAGACUUGCAGACUCAUGAUCUCAAUGCUGGACAGGGAUAUGUCUGGCACAAUGGGAUUUAAUGAAUUUAAAGAACUCUGGGCUGUGAUCAAUGGCUGGAAGCAACACUUUUUAAGUUUUGACAAUGAUGGAAGUGGUACAGUGGAUCGUCAAGAACUGGAGAAAGCCUUGAUGAAUAUGGGAUUUAGACUGAGCCCACAGGCUGUGACUGCAAUCACACGGCGAUACAGCACUCAUGGGAAGAUUACAUUUGAUGACUACGUUGCCUGCUGUGUGAAACUCAGAGCUCUUACUGAAUGUUUUAGAAGAAGGGAUGCAUCCCAGCAGGGUUUUGUGAACUUCCAGUAUGAUGAUUUCAUACAGUGUGUUAUGAGCAUCUAAAUCAAAAGGAAGGAAGCUGUGGAUGAUCACAAUUAACAUUCCAGCUUGUGUUUUGCUUUGCCAAAUCUUCCCAUGAUUAUGUAUCUCUACAUUGGAAAUCACCUGUUCUAUGAGGAUGUUGCUUUACACACUUGCAUAUUUUUUUUUUAGUUUUGACAAAGACUAUAAACUAAUCAUGUACUGUUGUCUUUAACUUUUAACCUGUGACUAUUAAAAUAUUUUUAUUUCCAUAAACUUGGAAUUCACUAUGUAUGACUCAAAUAAUGCA
This is a messenger RNA of Chaetura pelagica (chimney swift), 910 nucleotides long. It is a transcript of the gene SRI, whose product is annotated as sorcin. The transcript has 8 exons. The coding region runs from base 1 to 642 and encodes 213 amino acids. The record is from RefSeq and is a predicted model, not a curated record. Lineage: Eukaryota; Metazoa; Chordata; Aves; Apodiformes; Apodidae. Gene Ontology annotation, molecular function: calcium ion binding.